Gadus macrocephalus (Pacific cod) is the source of this 882-nucleotide messenger RNA. Its product is annotated as single-stranded DNA-binding protein 3-like. Lineage: Eukaryota; Metazoa; Chordata; Actinopteri; Gadiformes; Gadidae. Bases 162 to 728 code for a protein of 188 amino acids. Gene Ontology annotation, cellular component: nucleus. The transcript has 8 exons. Gene Ontology annotation, biological process: positive regulation of transcription by RNA polymerase II. Gene Ontology annotation, molecular function: protein binding; single-stranded DNA binding. The record is from RefSeq and is a predicted model, not a curated record.
CCCAAUAGAAACUGUGCCUGAUUUGUGGCCAAUGUUGGAGAUGUAAAAAAAGGAGGGGGGAGCAAAAACACUAAAGGGGUAGCUAUGGAGAUGGAGCGUUUUCCUGGCUGCUUUCUUUGACAGGUGUUGAGUAGGGUAAAAGUCUUAAAACAGACUCCAGCAUGUACGCCAAAGGUAAAGGAGCUGUCGUCCCUUCCGAUAGCCAAGCGAGAGAAAAGUUAGCUUUAUAUGUGUACGAGUAUUUGCUUCACGUCGGCGCACAGAAAUCAGCACAGACCUUCCUGUCAGAGAUCCGAUGGGAGAAGAACAUCACACUUGGGGAACCCCCAGGAUUCCUCCACUCAUGGUGGUGGUACGUACGCACUCAUCCUGCUCUGGUGACCUUCAACUACUCUGUUCCUUGUUGUUUCUCUGCAGACUCUACGAACUCGAGUGAAAACAUUUACACGAUGAUGAACCCUAUAGGCCCCGGGGGAAACCGACCGAACUUCCCGAUGGGACCAGGUCCUGACGGGCCGAUGGGUGGGAUGGGCUCCAUGGAGCAGCACCAUAUGAACGGAUCACUAGGGUCAGGUGACAUGGAUGGGUUGCCAAAGGUGAGCCCCAACAACAUGGCCGGGAUGAACAAUCCGCCCGGCACCCCGCGUGACGACGGAGAGAUGGCAGGCAACUUUUUAAACCCAUUCCAAAGUGAAAGUUAUUCACCCAACAUGACGAUGAGUGUUUGAUUUCCUCUUUUUAUUAUUUAGUUUUUUUGUUUGAUUUCCUUUUCGUUCUCCCUAAUCUCCCUCUCCCCCAUUUGCCCCGGUGCCUCUCGCAUUGCCCUCCUCCCUCCCCGCUUCCUCCCCACGCCCUCCUCCCCCCCGCCCCCUCCCUCCUCCU